GGGAAUUUUCGGACAUUGGUGAACUCCGGCGCUGUUGACGUAUACGUCACGUCCGGAUUUGUCUUCUCCUCCGAGCAACGACUGAUGGAGCUACUUACUCGAUUCACACAUUUGUAAGAUUUAUGCAUGUGUUUGUGACAUGAUUUGGGGGGAAAUUACAGGUUACAUUCUGUCUGUAAAUAUUCAAGGGGGAAUAGAAAAAUUCGUGACACCAGAAUUUCAUUAUAAAUAUGGAAGAGCAUAAUACAUCUGUGGUGUUGCCGUUUGGUCCCCCACCAAUUUUGCAAGAUAUUAAAGAGGAAUUAAAAGGGUACAUCGAAUGUCCGGAGAGACUUCCGAUUCAUCAGAUCGAAAAUGUUCAGAUUUACUGGCCUCGAGAGCCCGAUGUGCUUUCGUUACUGGAGUUUGACUUAGCCCCAACUGGUACUACUUUGAAGUUUGAUAGAGAUCCUAUGACGGGAAGUCUUGGCAAAAUGCAAGAGGUUGCGUUACAAGGUGCAGGAGAAACCGUUCGGAAUUCCGUGUCAAUGACUCGAGCACCUGGACCUCCUACCGAAGGAGUCAGAGGUAAUGCCAAUAAUAUACUGUUUCUACCGGGUGGCUUUGAGGAACCUAAGCCAAUGGUUACCAAUGUAACAAACGAUAUAGACUUUGAGAAUAAUUUAAGAACAUUAGCCAAAGGGUUUAAAUCAGGAAUUGAAUUUAAAAGCGACAACUGCACUCCGAUCGGUGCAGCCGAUCCGGCACCUAAGCUGUUAGAAAUAGAGAAAAUCAAUGGAAAGUCUGAGUCAGUAAAUUUAAUGGACAUGGUUCACGCUGAGGAGAGUUCUCUAGGAUUAUGGUCCAUGCCAUCGAAUGAGACGAAACUUAAUGCAGAUAAUUCUAUUCCGGAUGUUAAAGUCGAUUUGAGUUCAUUGAAUAAUAUUACGGAUUCAACAGUUGGAUUUGACAUACCUGUUCUAAAUAUAAGUCAACCAAGUAAAGCUCAACAAAAGGAGUGGGCAGAAGAAAUAGACGUAUCUGUCCCAGUUACUGAUUUUGAAAAGAAAAUUCCAGAUCCAGCUUUUAAGUUUGACUAUGAAUUAGAUACUUUUCAAAAACAAGCUAUUAUUAAGUUGGAAGAAGGCUGUAACGUGUUCGUGGCAGCUCACACUUCUGCUGGAAAAACCACUGUUGCUGAAUAUGCUAUUGCAUUAACUCAGAAACAUAUGACAAGAGCAAUAUAUACAUCUCCCAUAAAAGCACUUUCGAAUCAGAAAUAUAGAGACUUUAAAGACAAAUUUGAAAGUGUUGGAUUAAUAACCGGAGACUUACAAAUUAAUCAAACUGCAUCUUGUCUUAUAAUGACUACGGAAAUUUUGCAGUCAAUGUUAUACCAUUCAUCUGAAGUUCUUCGAGAUUUGGAAUAUGUCAUAUUUGACGAGGUCCAUUAUAUAAAUAAUCAAGAUCGUGGGCACGUUUGGGAAGAAGUCAUCAUUUUAUUACCAGCAACUGUGAAUAUUGUAAUGUUGUCUGCCACCGUUGCAAAACCAUUAACGUUUGCACAAUGGGUCGGACGAAUAAAAGAAAGGAAAAUGUACGUGAUAACAACUUUAAAAAGACCUGUACCACUGCAACAUUACUUGUACUACGGAAAUGAUGAAAAAACUAAAGACAAUAGAGUUUUGGUUCUUGACUCCGAUGGACCAUUUUUAUUAGAUAACUGGUAUAAGGCAAAGACUGAAACCGAUGCCCAAAAUGCAGCAAAAGAUAAACUGAAAAAGGGUCCUCGAGUAAAUCCAAAUUCACCACUUAAUUUGAAAAAUGAUAAAAAACUAUUGACGGUUUUCAUAAAGCACCUUAAAGAUAAGCAAGAAUUGCCUGUGGUAAUAUUCAUAUUGUCAAGGAAUCGUUGUGACAAAUACGCCGAGAUGUUAAGGUCCAUAAGUUACUUGACAGAUCAGAGCGAAAGAUUAAAGAUCAAUGCAUACUUCUGCAAGUGUGUUAAAACAUUAAGCCCAUCCGAUCAGAAAUUGCCCCAAGUUCUGAAUCUGCAACAACUUUUAAAAUCUGGUAUAGGCGUACAUCACAGUGGAAUACUUCCCAUUUUGAAGGAAAUUGUCGAGCUUCUGUUUCAAAUGGGACUCGUAAAGUUAUUGUUUGCCACGGAAACUUUUGCAAUGGGUGUCAACAUGCCAGCUCGUACCGUAGUGUUCGAUUCCAUCAGAAAAUUCGAUGGAAAUGAAUUCCGAACACUGUCAGCCACGGAAUACAUUCAAAUGGCAGGUCGAGCAGGUCGAAGAGGAAAGGAUAAGACAGGAAAUGUCAUAAUACUGUGUAAACCUGACGUGCCAGAUUUCAGAAACCUGAAGACUAUGAUGUGCGAAGUUCCUCAGCCCCUGCAAUCGCGAUUCAAGAUAACUUAUUCAAUGAUUCUUAGUCUUAGAAGGGUCAGUGAAUCCGUCACUGUGGAGGGAAUGAUGCGCAGAUCUUUCAAGGAAACGGCAGUUAAGCGAGAGCAAAAAUAUAAAGACGAGCUAAGUAAAAUAGAAUCCGAGCUAGCCGAUUUUCCGCCCUUGACUGACUCGCAGAAAGAACUGACUGAAUUUUAUGAGGUAGCCACAGAUUAUGUUACCGAAUGGAAGACUUUGAGACCACACGUGAUUCAGUGUAAGCAAGGUGCAAAAUACAUGACCGCAGGCAGAAUUCUACUGAUAUCGUAUAAGAAGCAUUUUAGAAAGUUGGCUCUUCUACUUACCAUUACUCCAAAGGAUUAUGAUAUCGAAUAUAAAGUCUUGGUUUUGAAAGACACAAGUGAAGCCCCGAGUAAAAAUAACGAGUCGCAGAAGGGAGGAGACGUCGGUGUUACCUGGGACGAAUUCAUUGCUCUGACAAAAACUGAAGUAUUUGUACCGGAUGAAGCACCCCUCCACGAAGUUCUGAGCAUAACUGCCGCAGAUAUAUUGGAAAUUACACAAAGCACCAUUUCAAUAGAUUGCCGCAUGAUAUUGAACGAUUGGGAAAAACGCCAACUACCGAGGUUUAAGGAUGAUCCUCCAGGUCCAACCUGUCAAACAGCUAUUCAGAACUUGCUGAUGUUUUCUUUGAAAAUAAGAGACCAGUCGAAUUCUACGAGUUUUGUCAAACUCAACAUUAGCCAUCCAGACUUAUUAGAUCGAUGUAAAUAUGCAGAAAGACUCAAGAAAAGAUUGAGUACCAUGAAAUGUAUCAAAGCCGCCAAUUUCGAAAUAGAUUUUCAAGAAGUUUUUAAGCGAAAGCAACUCGAGAAAUUGAUGAAUGAUAUUAGAUUCAGGCUUAGCGACGAAAGUCUAUUCCAUUAUAGUGAUUACAUGAACAGAGUACAGAUCCUAAAGGAUUUAAAAUAUAUCGAUGAAGAUGAUAGAGUAUCUCUGAAAGGUAGGGUUGCCUUGGAAAUGGGGACCCAUGAAUUACUGAUAACCGAGUUGGUAUUAAGGGCUGAACUAAUAACAUUGCAACCAGCUGAAAUAGCAGCGCUUUUAUCAGCGCUAAUUUUCCAACAAAGAAUCAACGUAUCGCUUACAGAAUUGACACCAACUUUAAAAGAGGGUUGUAAAAUUAUGGAAGACAUACAAAAAGAACUGGAGACGGUGGAACGUCGGAACAAUGUUGAACCCAUAGAGGCAUUAAACUUUGGAUUAGUAGAAGUUAUAUAUCACUGGGCACGAGGUGUGGAGUUCGCUCAAAUCAGGAAAAAGACUACUGUUCAAGAAGGAAUCAUCGUACGAUGCAUUCAACAACUGAAUGAGACAUUGCGCGAUGUUAAAAAUGCAGCCAUUAUUAUAGGUGAAUCAAUUUUAAAAGAAAAGAUGGAGGAAGCGUCCACUGCCAUUAAACGAGACAUCGUUUUUGCGGCCUCAUUGUACACUCAAGAUUAAGUCCUUACUUUACUGUAUAUUUAUAAUGCUUUGAG
Molecule: messenger RNA, 3931 nt
Organism: Orussus abietinus
Lineage: Eukaryota; Metazoa; Arthropoda; Insecta; Hymenoptera; Orussidae
Gene: tst
Product: helicase SKI2W
Exons: 12
Coding region: 231-3896 (1221 amino acids)
Biological process (GO): nuclear-transcribed mRNA catabolic process, 3'-5' exonucleolytic nonsense-mediated decay
Cellular component (GO): Ski complex
Molecular function (GO): ATP binding; RNA binding; RNA helicase activity
Source: RefSeq, a predicted model, not a curated record